AUGCUGGAACGAGAAAAAAUAAAAUACUCAUGUCAAAAUUCUCUCUUACAAAAUAUAAAAUAUCAAUUAAAGAAAUUUCAUGAAACUGGUACAACACCUUUACGUCGAUCAGGCUCCAGUCGUUCACCAACUGCAUCAUCAAAACAAGUGUCAAAUAAAUUGAAACGAUUAGUUUUAAAUAAAAGAAGACGUUCAAUUCGAAAUGUUGCACCAAAGUUCAACUCCAAAAAUGAUAUUAUUUGGUCCACCAGUCGACAAGAUGCUGAUAAACAUGGUGGUUAUUACGGUCGUGAAAACUUUUCUCCUGGUAUUAUGCUUUGGGGUGCCAUAAGAAAUCAAUGGCCAAAACGUGCCAAGAAAACAAUGAAUGGUACACGAUAUGCUGAUCUCAUUAGAACUAUUGCUUAUCCAGCUAUUAUGCAACAAUAUCGAAAUCAGAUACCAAUCUUUCAAGAUGAUGCUGCACGUAUUCAUCGCACCCAAGCGGUGCUUCAACAAAUCGAUGCCUUAUUCAAUGAAAGAAUUCCUGUCGCUGUCCAAAGCCCUAAAUUUGAUGAUGUAUGGGCUAUAGAAAUAGUGUGGGGCAUUAUCCGUGAAAAACUACUUGAUAUGAAAUAUUUAACUAUCAAUCAACUGGAAUCACAAAUCAAAAAAAUUUGGCAAUCAAUUUCGUCCCAGCAAUGUCAAUCUAUAAUCUCAUCAAUGGUUAGACGAACUUCUCUGUUAACUAAAAAUGGCGGGCAACGCCUAACUCAUGAUGAUUAUCGAUGUUUAUAG
Rotaria sordida is the source of this 777-nucleotide messenger RNA. NCBI's taxonomy places the organism in Eukaryota, Metazoa, Rotifera, Eurotatoria, Philodinida, Philodinidae. The record is from the annotation of a GenBank genome assembly.